Molecule: messenger RNA, 769 nt
Organism: Hermetia illucens (black soldier fly)
Lineage: Eukaryota; Metazoa; Arthropoda; Insecta; Diptera; Stratiomyidae
Exons: 2
Coding region: 90-650 (186 amino acids)
Source: RefSeq, a predicted model, not a curated record
UCUCUGAACCGUUUCAAGUUUUUCUAGGUUUAAUUUUUGGCCAAUUCAAAUUUCUCAUCCCAUUGUCUCGAAACUAACAUAUUUAUCAAAUGAUUAUGGAAGGCCUCAUCAGAUAUUUCGUCGUUUUCAUGAUGUGGUUGUCGCCGUCUUUAGCUCGUAGGGAAUGCAUGCGGGGAGAACUACUUAGCAUGCGACAUGAACAAAUCGGUGGAUAUGUCAACAUAUUUUCUACUUUUCUUAAUGAAACUUUUGCUGAGGGCAAAAUUGAUCUUUUUCAAACUUUGGUGAAUCCUACAUUGGGCAUAGAACUCACAAGAUGGGGUCUUGUCGAAAGCUCAACAAACCUUUUCAACUCAUCAAUUUUAAUUUGUGAAAUUGAACGCAUGUCUAGAGUAAAUUUGUUUACGAAAGUGUUCGGUGAGGUCGUCAAGAAAAUGACUAAUUUCACGUUGACAUGCCCUUUACCAGCUGGAGUAUAUUUUGUUAGGCUUGGCGUGGACGACUUGAAAAGGAUCUUUCCCCUACGUUUAUUAUAUCGAGAAAACACAUUUUUAACGGCACUUGCCCAAUUUUAUGAGCAAAAACAAAAAGGAGAUUAUACCUUGUUUGGACAAGCUUUGUUCAACUUUCAAAUAAAGCGCUAUUGCUAAUAUCACCUGCGAGGAAAAUAGUAAAAAGGGCGUUGUCGAAUGGUCAUUAUACUAUUUUCUUAAAUAAAUAAAACAAAAGCAACAAAAAACAUAGUAAACAUUGUUUAAAAUAACCUUUC